AUGAACCGGGUCAUUUCUUCGCCUACUAAACAACGUCCAUCUGCCGAGCUAGUCCCAGUCAUCGAUGAGCUAAAGGCUAUCUGCAGCGAAUAUGCAACCAACUUGAACCUUUCGGCUUCAGCCACAGAGUGCUUGCUGCGACUUCGCCACACACUCAUCGAUACCGACCGUCCUCAAGAUGCUAAAGAGUCAUUCCGUCAUCUAAACGGCUUCCAGACACUUCUAAAUCUCCUCCGGAAGCUCUCCGAGAUAUACAGCCCGAAUGCGCACCCGAAGGAAGAGAGACGAGGUCUGUUGGCUGUGUACAAAGAUGGUCUGACGGUCCUUGCCGAAUGCCUUAGGGACCACCUAGGGAACAAGAGGCACUUUGCGAGUCGGAUACCUGGUGGGGGCCAAACAGCUUUGGAGGAAGCUUUCGCCAUAAUCGCUCUGAAAAUUAACACGGUUCAAGGAGAUGUGGAAUAUUUUUGUGGUAGCAUUCUUGCCGCAGCGCUGUGUCAAGAAACCGUUGUAGAUGUUUUCACAACGCUCAGGACGAAGCUUCAAGGAGCGGACAAAUCCGAGAUUACCCCCGAUGCUGUCAAAAGGGAAGUUGAACGGUAUAUAGGACCUUCUGAGACUAUCGAAGCACCCGAGAUUCUCGGUCCGCUGCUUCGAGUAUGGCUUAAACAAUCCUUCUGGGUGAAGUCUGACCAAACUGUUCAGAAACUAGCAAUACCAGCAUGCCUAUGUCGACUUGCAUCGCAAUCGCAGCGAAACUUGAUGACCUUGAAUAAUACAGGGGCUCUCAGCCUUGCUCUCCCGCUUUUGUUCAGUGAGGAUUGCCCAGAACCAGAGCAAAUGCUUUACCAGGAAUUCGCACAAUUGCUAUGCAUCCAAGGAAUCAGGCACAUGAAUGAUGCCAUCUACCUCUACAAGAAAGCUCACAAAUACCCUGCCGCCCUGCGGUUCCUUGUCAAUGUGCUCAAAUGUUCCAAGGAACCUCCACUUAUCCAAUUCGAUCUCUCUCAACAUGGAUAUUGCUCCUUGGAGUUCUCAACCCUUGGUCGUUCAUUCCCUCCUACCGCAUCUUCUGGGUACACCCUUGCAGUCUGGGCCCGCUUUGACCAAUUCGACUCUAACACUCAUACGACUAUAUUUGGUGCAUUUGAUUCGAGCCAGACAUGCUUCCUUUUAGCUUAUCUGGAAAAAGACACUCGCAACUUCAUACUGCAGACAUCCAUAAAGGGAUCACGUCCAAGCGUACGGUUCAAGUGUCAGAGAUUUGAACAGAAUAGGUGGUACCAUAUCUGCGUCGUCCACAAGAAGCCUAAACCGCCAUCACAUCACUCUCGAGCAUCCCUUUUCAUAGACGGAGAAUUUGUUGAACAACUAAGAAUUGAGUAUCCGUGUAUGCCUGCGGUCACUGCCUCGAAUCGUUCGCCGCGAGUUCAAGCCUUCCUAGGUACCCCUCAAGAUCUGGCAAUGAGAAUUGGAAAAGGGGUAUCAACUUCUCGAUGGUCUCUAGCAAAUGCUAUACUUUUUGGGGACGCCUACAGUGACGACAUGAUCUCAGUCUUCUACAACCUCGGCCCCCGAUACUAUGGCAAUUUCCAGGAUUGUCUCGGGUCUUUUCAGACAUACAGAGCUUCAGCAACUCUAAAUCUCCGUAAUGAGCACUUGCACCCCGGUAAAGAGGAACAAUCUGAUAUUGUCACUGCCAUUCGCCGAAAAGCUAGUACCCUGGUUCGCGAAAGCGCCAUUCUGAUUAAUGUCUCCUCAUGGGCCAUCCUGGACGACGAUGACAAUAAUACCACGGACGAAUCCCAGCUUAUCAAGUCACUCUCAAAACAAGCAGCAAAGCACCUUCAUCAAUUGACGAAAGCUGGAGGGAAUGCACUUGCUGUUAACGGCGCAAGUCCUGCAAUCAAUGACGCCCUUACCCAAACACACGGUGUUGGUAUUUUGACAGGCGACCCUGUGGUUACCUUACCACACUCCCUCGAUGAUAUGAGUUGGCGAAUUGGUGGUUGUGCGGCGAUACAUCUUAGUUUGAUCAACGCGGCCACUUCUGCGGAAACUCUCCUGCUCGCCGUUGAAGCAUUGUACGAAGCGGUUCAAGACAGCUGGCGUAAUAGCGAAGCAAUGGAGAAGGAAAAUGCCUAUGGAAUUCUUGCGGCCUUGAUACGUGAGAAGCUUGGGUGGGGAUGGGGAAGCUCUCCCUCUUCAACCAAGGUGACCACUGUCUGCUCUAGCCCUGAACAGCGAUCUGCCCUAUCCCUCAACCUUCUUCGCUUGACAUUGAAGUUUGUCGGUUAUGAUUUCGAGCAACCAAACCGGUCGAUCAUCACGAAUCCCCUGGCCUAUAGAGUGCUGCUUGUGGACCUGGACAUAUGGAGACAUGGUGAAAUGGCUCUCGUGGAGCUGUACUACUCACAAUUCUGUGUAAUGGCAAGUGGGAGUCAGUUUCGCCGAUUCAAUGCGAAGCGCCUUGCACGAAUGCGUGUUAACAAAAAAUUACUCGAGGCUUUGAAAGGCGGAGGCUUCACCCCAGAAAUCCUGCGACUUUUUACUCUGGCCUUUAGCUCCUUGAUGGAGAAUUGUUUGUCAGCUGAUCUUCUUCGUUCUCUGGCUCUUUUCAUCACGUACUCUCUGCACAAGCGCAAAGACCCCACUGGGUUACAGAAGAAAAAGAGCAUUAGAUUCUCCAAAGAUCCGGCGCAACGCGCAGGAACUCCUGACAUAGCGGGCAGCAUGUCAACCACUGCAGUUGCGGUAGAAAUGCUUCGCAUGUAUUGCUCCCUUCUCUGCGACACUCAUGACCUGGCCUUGAUAAAAAAAUUUGCCAAAACGGUGACCAACAAGUGGCUCCUAUAUUUGAUGAGCGAGGACGAACCGGAGAUUGUUGUCCUGGCAGCUAGGAUACUCGCUCGUGUCCUUGUGGUUAGCGGUAGCAGUUACAACACAAGAUUUAGCGAAAAAAACGGUGGAUACGUCAUUAUGCGAGGCUGUCUUAGACGAUGGUGGACUAUACCCGCCAUGUGGCCCAUCUGCUUCUCCAUACUCUUCGGGGUCGACAUUGGUGCGAUGAUGGCCGGCAAACCGUUCGAGCAAGCCUCUUUCUCGGACCUAUUCAAGCAGGAUGAGGUUCGAGUCUGUUUUCCCGAAAUGUUUCCGGUGAUCGUGGAAAUGAUGCGAAGCGCCCUGAGAAAAUCAGUCCUGACGAAUGAGGAUACAUAUGGCCUAGACCUUGUGCAAACUGCCAAGCCUGGCAUGGGGCAACAUGUGCCCGUUGCGACAACAGACCAGCAAUCGUUGCUUUUGGCGACGGUUAUUGAAUUUCUCGCCGAUCUACAUGUGAAGUCACCGGGCUUUCGCGAAUUCGCUGUGCAGCCAGAGUACAUCCAGCAAUUGUUCUCGGUGCUGUUUACGGUCGUUGUCGGCUCGGACUCGGUGAGUGCUGAUAUCGAAUUAGCCUACCGAGUCAACGGUCUGGGUCUCGAUGACCAGAAUUCCGCUAGCGCUUCUCAGACAAGAAGCACCAGUGACCUGCGGACAACAAAUGUCGAAAAUUCUCAAAUUCGUGAUGCGAGUAGCGGGACCCUCGCUCGUACAUCUUCAUUUAUCCUAGUGUCAUCUGAACAAGGGAGGAACUCGCGCCCUCCCUUACGGAUUCGUCAGGCCUUGCCCGCAGGGAGUAUUGAGAUCGAUGGAAGCACGCAACAUCCGUUCAUUUCACGUAUUUUAGGCCUGGCCUUGUCAAUACUUUCGGAACAGCUGCUCGAGCGAAAGGACUUCUCCGGCCUUGGUCUGUUCUCCAAGACGCCGCCGGGUUUCCUAGAACAUCAAGCAUAUUUCAACUCCUGGGUGCUGAAAAGCUUCCUUUCAACCCUGAAAAGAGUUGUACUCUCGAAGACCGAGUUUCUGUCGGAACCACGGGUGCUCACCAAUCUAGGGCGCUUUACAACGCACCUAGUUGAAGCAGCACUAGAAGGCUGGUUUGUGGAUGGUGCCAUUACCACUCUUGAGUUUGCCGGUACGAUUUUAGAGUAUCUGCAGCGGCCGGAGAUAUCGCGUCAAAAGAGCAUAAGACUAUGCAGCCAGGUGAUUGCUACGAUUCGAAUGAACGUGUUCAGGGUCGUUUUGGUUCAGCUCUCCGAAGUUCAAGGUCCAGAUGCAUUGUUGUUCUUGAACCGGUUGUCUUAUUGGCAGGUGGUGCUCUUGCAGGCGGGCGAGUCGCAGGCAGAUUACCUCCAAUUGCUAUGCUACCUGCUAUACAUUAAAUUGACUGACAACAACCAGGAUGUGCGCCUGGCUGCUGCAGGUCUUUUCAGGAUCAUCAUGGUACAAAAGCCAGCCGAGCUGUUCGCAAUCUUGAGCCAUGCUGCAGCUCCACUCCAGGAACGUCUCACCCGCGGCUUCGAAGCUCUUGCGGGCAUGGAUGAUACCUCAUUUUUGCAGUGGAUAGAUGACAAGGCAGACGACCUCAAUGCUUUAUUCUUGGGAACCAUCGCCAAGGACUGGGAAGACUUCAUCCAGGAGCAGAGUACGAAUGCCGAGAACUCUUCACGCACUCGAAUGUCUAAGCGUCAUGACAAGCUUAAACAGCUAAGUCAACUAGAUAAGACCGGCGAUGAAGUGACUCGAAGACACGAGGCCACGUUUCCCCAUUGGAUCUCAAACAUAUCAGCCUCCGAGUUUCUGAAGUAUCAAAGAGCUCUGCAAGACCAACAGGACAGUUACACGUUCAUGUGGAAUGUAUUCUUCCGCCUGACCUUGGACCUGCGGCGGCACGGCGGUAUUCUUGCUGAGGAUAAGGAAAGGAAAUGGCGGCUUGACCAGACAGAGGGUCGAAGCCGUAUGCGACUUCGUAUAGUACCGGACGACUCCGGGGAGAGGCAGGACUAUCAGCCCAAGCGCAAGGCGUCAGAACCACCCGCUCCUAAAGUGGACACGACAAGGGCCUCGUCUUCUACAGAACCCAUCUCUCUGAACCCUGUACCUAUGGACGAUGAGAGGUCGGACGACAAUUCUCAAAAUCCUGGGCAAAAUAGCAGCUCUCUGGAAGAGAGUUUCGAGAUGAUUGAUGAUCCCAAGGCGGACCUCGAAGACUACGAGGAUAAGAACAGAAAAGUCAUGAGGAGUCUACACCGUGGUGAUCAAGUCGAGAAUCUCUGCAAUGUGUCUCGAAUUGUUGGACUAGAGGCCAAUGAAGGGCUUCUAAUCCAGGGCAAGGAUCAUAUUUAUAUCCUGGACAAUUUCUUCCAACGUGCUGAUGGUGAAAUCGUCAAUGUUUCCCAGGCACCCUCUGAUGAGCGCGACCCUUAUGUUCGAAUGAUCGCUGGCAGAGAAGCCAGUGAGCGCAAGCCUCAAGAAUAUGAGACUAGGAGCUGGAAAUGGACGGAUCUAGUCAGUGUCUCCAAGAGGCGAUUCCUUUUCCGUGAUGUCGCCCUCGAAAUUUUCUUUACAGAUGGAAGCAGCUAUCUUUUGACCUUGAUUUCAUCCAAGGCUCGGGAUAGCUUGUGUAGCCAGCUUGCCAACAAGGCUCCACAAGUGACAGGAAACGCUGGACACUCGCGACCAGAAGACAUUUGGCGGUUUGAAGCCCUCCGAAGCUCCGAUGAUGCGCCACAAUCCCUAGGGUCAAAGUUCGCCAGCGUCUUUGGUCACUCGCCGGUAUACCCAGCGACUCGUAAAUGGGUCAAAGGGGAGAUCUCGAACUUUCACUAUCUCAUGUUGAUCAACACCCUUGCAGGCAGGACGUUCAACGAUCUGACACAGUACCCUGUUUUCCCCUGGGUCAUUGCCGACUAUACCAGCCAGGAACUCGAUCUGACGAACCCGAAGAGCUUCCGUGAUCUGUCCAAGCCGAUGGGCUGUCAAACGCCAGAGCGAGAGGCCGAACUCAGAGAACGGUACCAAGCAUUUGCCGAAAUGGGCGAUGGCGAUUCUCCGCCGUUCCAUUAUGGCACACAUUACUCCUCAGCGAUGAUUGUGAGCUCUUACCUGAUUCGCCUUCAGCCGUUUGUAAAGGCAUAUCUCCUGCUGCAAGGAGGUACAUUCGAUCACGCGGAUCGUCUUUUCUAUUCCGUCGGCAAGGCUUGGGAGUCCGCGUCGCGGGGGAACAUGUCCGAUGUGAGGGAGCUGAUUCCUGAAUUCUUCUACCUUCCCGAGUUCUUGGUCAACUCCAACAAGUAUGAUUUUGGAUUCCUUCAGAACAUGGACACCGCGAUCGACUCGGUGGAGCUGCCGCCCUGGGCGAAGGGCGAUCCCAAGAUCUUUAUCGCGAAGAAUCGCGAGGCGCUAGAGAGCCCCUAUGUGACAAGAAAUCUGCACCAUUGGAUUGAUCUGGUGUUUGGAUGCAAGCAAAAAGGCGAGGCAGCUAUUGAAGCAGUCAAUGUCUUCCAUCACCUUUCAUACCAAGGAGCCAAGGAUAUCGAAUCCAUUGACGACCCUGUAGAGCGGCUGGCCACAAUUGGCAUUAUCCAUAAUUUUGGGCAAACACCGCAUCAAAUUUUCAAUCGAUCUCACCCGCAAAACGAGGCGCAUAAACACAAGACUCCACGGUUGGAUUCACUUGCUGAGUCGCUCACUCAGCUACCUCUUUCAUUGCUUGAUAUCGGAGAGCGAGUCUCAUCUUUGUCCAUGAAACACGACCGGCUGUUGUGUACUGCUGCGCUAAGACUCAAUAUACCCCCAACCUAUGACAAGUAUAUGGAGUGGGGGUUCUUUGAUGGCAGCGUUAGAUUCUACUCCUCCGACAACCGAAAGCUACUUGGCCACUUUGAGCACCUUCACGUCGGCCAACUGUCCUGCGCAGCCUUUGCGGAUUCUCGAACAUUAGUCACUGCAGGAACCGAUUGCACCAUCUCCAUAUGGACUUUCACGGCAACAGCCAAGUCGGUAGACUUGCAGCCUGCAGGAUCGUUGUUCGGACAUCGUUCAUCAGUGGCUACUCUCGCGGUAUCACGGUCCUUUAGUACUUUGCUGUCAGCGUCUCUGGACGGUCAGCUUAUGCUUUGGGACCUGAACCGACAAUGCUUUGUUCGAGAACUUCCAGCUAAGGGGCCAGUCGAUUGUGCUCGGAUAAACGAUGUGACGGGGGAGAUAGCGGUUUGUCGAGGGAACCGCCUCAGUUUGUACACUCUGAACGGUGCUCUGUUACUGGAGCAGACUGUCUGCGACUCGACAGAUGAUAAGACACUAGCCUGCGUCUUCUACGAAGGAGUGGGCGAUGAGUGGCAGGAGCGAGACCUUCUCUUCACGGGCCAUCGGAGAGGUGUCGUCAAUAUCUGGAGCAAGAUCAUGCGCAAUGGCCGAUUCGAGUUGGAGUUGAUUCGGCAACUCCAUCACAUUGACAACAACCGCGACAACGGGGCAAACAUUACAGCAGGGAUUAGCUGUAUCCUUGCCCUUCCGCAGGUGGUGUAUACUGGGGAUGAGAUGGGACGAGUGUAUGAAUGGAGCUGUGUCCAGCGUCGAUGA
Messenger RNA from Aspergillus calidoustus, 7464 nucleotides. NCBI's taxonomy places the organism in Eukaryota, Fungi, Ascomycota, Eurotiomycetes, Eurotiales, Aspergillaceae. The record is from the annotation of a GenBank genome assembly.